AUGCAUUGGCACUCAAAGUUUUCAACUGAGGAAGUUGAAUUCAGUUUUAAUGAGUUUGGGCCAUAUGAUGAAGCAGAUAACUACUCAAGAAACACUCCUGAUGCGUUUCAUGAAGAUUAUGUAGGCAAGUUGUUCGAUGAAAUGCCAGGAGACGAGUUUUGGUCUGAACUAAAAGCCAUCAGAUGGUAUCCUGCAUCUGUUGACCCACCUUUAACUGGACUUCCAUGGUUAGUGCCAGAUAAUACAUGUGACCUUAAUUUUAUAGGGGUUUGGAAUCCAUGGGAUAAGAAGGCGAAGGCUAUGCCUGAUUUUGAAGAUGAUGAAUACAAGCAUAUUCUUUGUGUGGAGGCUGCAGCAGUGGAAUACCCAAUUACGUUGAAACUUAGAGAGAAAUGGAAAGGGAGGCAACAACUUUUGGUUGUUCCUUCAAGCUAUUGCAGUGGGAAGCUUGACCCCCACAUAGUUUGUUAA
Messenger RNA from Lactuca virosa, 471 nucleotides. NCBI's taxonomy places the organism in Eukaryota, Viridiplantae, Streptophyta, Magnoliopsida, Asterales, Asteraceae. The record is from the annotation of a GenBank genome assembly.